Molecule: messenger RNA, 4852 nt
Organism: Caenorhabditis auriculariae
Lineage: Eukaryota; Metazoa; Nematoda; Chromadorea; Rhabditida; Rhabditidae
Source: the annotation of a GenBank genome assembly
AUGAGUGCUCCAAAAGGCUUCUCUUGGUCUCGAUAUGCGUGAGUUCUAUUUUAUUGGAAUUUUUUUAAUGAAUGAGCUUAAUUUUGUCAAGUUUUUUUGAAAAAUUAGACGGCUGUGAUCAUCGAUGGAAGAGAAAAUAUUGGAGAACAAUAAAAAAAUAAGCUGAGAGCAAGAUUCAAAUUUUUUUAAUAUUUAUAUUGAUUUUUUUCUCGUAUUUUUUUAUAAUAUUAAUAAGUUUGUAAUUGAAAUUUUCAAACUGUAAAUGAAGAAAGUAAAAAAAAAAGAAGGGUUUUCUACUGAUAUUUCCACCAAAAAACUCUUUAAAAAUAGCCUCAAAAAAAUUAAGUUUUUGAGAAAAUUCCUUGAGAAAAAUUUUGCGCCGGAACUUUAUCUUUAUCGUAUCCUUUAAAAAUUAUCAGUCAAAAGUUCAAAAGUUUUACUAGGAUCAGUAACCUUGUUUUCAAGAAUUUAGAAAUAAAAAAUGCUUGGUUUUUCUAUCCUUUUUUUUCAGAACAACAGCUGGAUCGCUUUUCGAGGUGAUUUGUGAGGUCCAGUGUCCGUUCGACGAAUCUUUACCUGGCAUGGUCCUCACAACGUUUCCACCCGAUUAUGGGAACGAUCCGGUCCUGAAAAGUGUCGAGAAGUUCUCCUUCCCUUGCAACUUAACGGAGAACCAACGAUUUUCUUUCACUUUGACCGACGCCAAGAGCGAGUUUUUGUUUGGCUAUUGUACAUAUCAUCACAGUACAAGGACCACUGUCUGUUUAAUCAGGUAUUUUUUGUGAACCUUAUCUUCAAAGAUUGUUUAUUUCCAUUCAGUGCCCUGUUUUGGCCUGACGGAUUCUUCAGGUUCCUCACCAUUGUAGCGCCGGAAAUUUGGGCUGGAGAUGUGAGUUUUUGCCACUUUUUCUUUGAUAGAACUUUUGAUGGAUUUCAGAGCUCUGUAAAUGAUGUUCUGAGAUAUGCAUAUGAUUCAAUCAAUAAAGGGAAUUCAGCUAAAGUCGUCGAGAAGCCGAUGAAAGUUGAGGUAAAACCUUUGUUUCAAAAAUUUCAAAUACCUGAAUAAUUGGAAAGCUUCAAAAUGUAGGUUUGAAAAAAUACAAUGCAAUUUUACGUACAUAUAACUGAGCAUGAAAAUUUUUUAAUUGAUAAGAAUUUUCAAAUCACCAGUUUUUAUUAAUAAUUGUUUCCAUGUGUAACGUUCUUACUGAUGUAGCUCUAAACUUUGAAAAAAAAAAUGUUUCAGUUCCGCCUUCCCAACCUCUCCAAUCGCCGCCCACUAUUUGAAAGUUCUUUACGAGAACUGUUGGACCUUGAUGAACUCUCGGUUAUUCGACUGUACGCAAGGUGAAUUUUCACUCAGCUCAAUUUGAACUGAGAGCCGGGGACUGUAUGGUUAAUAACUUUCCUCCGACCAAAACCGGUUUUAAAAUGAAACGUUGAAGAAAUUUCUAUCAAAACACGGGACUUUAAUCCACUUUUUGUAUUACUUCUUUUUAGAAAUCUAGAAAAAAAUCAAAAUGUUGUAAAAAAAUUAAAAUUUUACAGCUUAUUGAAAGAGCGAAGGAUAAUAAUCCACAGCGAAAGUUUGGAAAAAUCGAGUGCCGCGGUCCACGCUUGUGCAGCGAUUCUACAUCCUAUGGAAUGGUGAAAAAUAUUUUUAUGGCGCAAAAUAACUUCAGAUUUUAUUUUCAGGCAAUCAAUCUUCAUUCCUACCUUGACAAAUAAACUGUUAGAUAUGACAUCAGCUCCGAUGCCGUUUAUCAUAGGCCUGCCAACAAGUUCCAUUAAAGGUGUUGAGGUACACUUUUCACAUUUUUUUUUUUUUGGAAAGUCUCGGUGGGAUAUCGUAAUCGACAAGAUUUGAAAAAUUCAGGCCAGUCGAUUUCAAGAAGUCGUCGUUAUCAAUCUCGACAAGCUCACUGUUAAGGAUCCUUUCGAUGACUAUCAACUACUUCCAAAUGAGGUUUCUCUUUGACUUUAUAUUGGAAAGCGUUGACAAAAGGUAUCAGAAAAAUGAAAAAUAAUUUUCUCAAGCGGAAUGGUGUCAUUUCUAAAAAGUCAACGGAAACCUGAGAAGUUAUUAGAAAAAAUGUUCACUCUCGAGGAUUCCGGCUUCAUUUUUUCUUACUGCUGAUUUAGACAUUGUUCGAAUUUCCAAUAAGAGUUUUAGUUUGAUGAAAACUGUCUGAAAAAAUUCGACGAUUCUUUCUUCAAAUUGAAUAUUAUCCUCCAAAAAAACCGUAUUUUAAAGAUGACUCUUAAGCUUUCAAAGAAAGAAAUUAGGCUAUUAAAAACUUGAUUUUCAAAUCCAGGGACCUCUCCGUUUAUGAAAGUGUACACCUUAAAAUUUUUCAGGUCGCCCGAUAUUUAUUGAAAGAGUUGGCUCUCCUCAAACGACGAGAAUCAGCUGAGCAAGCAACUCCCAUCACCAAACUCUUCCUAAUUGCAAACGCCAUGCUAUUCGGGAAUUUUGGUGAUGGUUUUGUCAGAGACCUUGAGAGCGUAAGAAGAAAUUUACGAAAGAAAAAUAUUUUUCUUUUUUAGAAAACUCGGUUUGAUGUGGAAACCUUCCUGCAAGCUCAGUCAGCUGGAAGCAGAAACUUCCUGAAGGAAGUUUUUGGCUCGGCUCAAUACCUCGAGCGGGUGAGUUCCAGGUUCUUCCUUUUCUUCGAAACCUGCCAGUUAUUCAGUAUAUCGACGGGGUCAUCGACCGUGCCAAUAAAAAUCUGUCGACCGAAGACGAUCUGCAACUUGCCGUUCCUGAAGCUCAAGUGAUCAAACGCGACCUCAAAGCUUCCUUAGGAGAGGUUCAGAAAUAAUACUUUUCAAAAAGUAAGGUUUUGCUCAGAAAGUCAAAGCGAACACCAACAAAGCCAUUGGGGUCCUUCAGUCAAGAAUCCAAAAACUGGAUAUUGCACCGAAAACUCAAAUCGCGGCUUUGAAGAAGUCAUUGGCGCGGUCAGACGACGGCUCUUCUAGUCUCAGUCGACCUUCGGGAUUUGAGAAUGUCCAUUGGCAGGAUUUCAGUGAGCCGGCGGUUAGUUGCAUUCAAGUUUAGUUUCUUAACAAGUAGAAGAAGGACAGGGAAAAACUUUUUUUUCAUCCUUAAAAACUAAAUCUCUUCUUCUUUAUGCAAAUUUCUGCCAAAAAAAAAUAAAGAUUGCGAUGGAUUUUAGUAUCGACUGUUAAUCUCAGGGAGAAUAUAAACUUUCAUCCGUUUCUCAAGUGAAACUCAACAAACAAACAUAUUUUCAUGUGGGAGAAAAAAAGGCAAAGAAAAAACUCUCUAGGAACUAUUAAACGUCCGUCUUAAGAAACUAGGAGGUGAUCGAAAUCUCUGAAAUAAAAACUUUUCUUGAAUCCCAAUUUUUUUUACCUGUCGUUUGAAUUCUUCAUAAAGUCUUCUAAAUUUCAGAACUCCUCAACUUCCUCGACGCCUCUGACCGUCGGUGAUGUCCCCGUUGGUCGACUAGUUGACAUAAGCCCAGCUUCUCCUCCAAGAGAAAUCGUCCUUGACGCUUGGACUUCUCAGCAAAUUCCGUUGGUUUCUAGCAGGUUGGAUAAUUUUCCUAUUUACAAUAAAUAUAGUAAAAAAGAGUUUGGAUACAUUUUUUUGAAUUUGAUUGGGCGUAUUGAAUGGAAUAUAUUAAAUGAGGAAAGGAAAAGUUAGGAUUGGGCCAGAAUAACUUCAGCUUGUAGAAGUUGUAGAACAAGAAAAUGACUGUUUGUGCUGAAAAAGUGAGUAUUUAAAGAAAAGAAAAAAAUCUUAAAAAAACUUACAGUAACUUUCAAGGCUUGAAAAAAAUUUGAUUACGCUAAAGGCCAAAAAAAUUUCAUUUUCUCAAAUUGAAUAUGUUACUCACUCAAGGUUUUUAAAUCUCAAAGAAAACCUGGCUUUCUUUUUUUCAUGUUUUUCUUGAACAGUGAAAUUUUUCUCUAUUUUCAGAUCAUCCAACGCCAAUUCAAUUGACCAAAAUCCACACCGAGAUCCAUUUUCGCCGCCUCAUCUUGUUCCAAACAAAAGCGCGCCACAACUACCUCUAUGGGCAGAUAUUUUCGCGAGUUCAACUCCUGCCCCUCCUCCAGCUCCCGUUCGAGCUCCCGUUCCUCCUCCUAUUCCCUCCAGACCAGCACAUAGGUUUGUUGUAACAAAAAAAGGCUAGGCUUUAAUGAAAAUUUUACAGUGUCAUUCUCGGAGCUCCUCCACCUCGCCCUGCUCAUGUGGUGAGUGGAAAAUUUUUUUUCGUUUAAUUUUUUGUUUUCAAAAUUUUGGCGCCGAAAAAUCUGAAUUUUAUUUUGGAUCAAUAAUUUUAUCCUAUAAAUUUGAUUUUCACUGAACUUUCGGGGAGAGAAACCGAAAAGGUUGAGAAACAGCAAUUUCAUGUUUAAAUUAUUACAAAAGCUCAAGAUGUAUUUUCAGCCAUACUCCCACGAUCUUCUGACUUCAUCUAAUGGGUCAUUUGGUUCUGUACCAUCUUCAAGUUAUUCUUUUCAUAAGUAAGUUUUGUUUUUUUUUCUCCAUUUGCUCAGUUUUUUUUCGUGUCGUUUUCGUGUCUUUUCUCUUAUUGGUGUGAUUAAAAAGACAUGAAAGUAGUGUUGGAAUUUUUUCUGAGGAGAGAGCACGGAUAAACCAGAACAUCUCAAGCGCCAGCCAAAAUAACACCGAUUCUUGUUCUUUCAGCCAUCAAAUGCGACCCGUUCCUGGAACAAACUUAUUGCCCACCAUUGCUCCACAGCCCUUCGAAAGGUUUUACCAACAAUUUUCCUUUCGAAAAUCAGUUUUUCCAGGAUCCGACCCUCUUCCGAACCAAAAGGAGCCCCGACGCAUUGGGAAACGUUUGACGAUUAA